Molecule: messenger RNA, 2295 nt
Organism: Musa acuminata AAA Group (dessert banana)
Lineage: Eukaryota; Viridiplantae; Streptophyta; Magnoliopsida; Zingiberales; Musaceae
Product: transcription factor MYB61-like
Exons: 3
Coding region: 875-2122 (415 amino acids)
Source: RefSeq, a predicted model, not a curated record
CCAAUGGAAGACAACAAAUUUCUCCAUCAAGUUUCCAAGAGGACAAUGAUGGUUGUCAAGAUGAAAGGAAGAUGCUAUGUUAUUUGAUACUCACAUAAUUUUUGUUUGGUCUCUGCCCAAUGAUGAAGCUUUUCCAACAUGGCCAUGGAUUCGGGGAUCAUGUAGAGCUCAAGCAGGAAUUUUAUCUUUUGGCUUCUUUUGGACAGGAGGAAGGAAUGCAGCCAUUCCAGCAAACAGACCCAAUUAAUGUAGGAUAUAUCUUUGCCUCCACAGGACUCUCCCAGUCCCACCUUUCCAGAUACAACAUUCUUGUCCUUGCAUGAGAUGCUUGUGGCAGGGAGCAUCAUGAAUAGGUAGGAUGGGUUGCUUCAAUCACAAUUCGGAUGGAGGUAGCUCGGAGGAGGAUUGUUCUUCAUGGAGUUGCAUGUCUGCUACCAAGUUACUUUUACUGACUUGACCUUACGAGUGAUCAGCAUGGGAACAUUCUGAGCUUUUUCACUGAAAAUAUCAGAGGAGCUGACCCACCAUGGCUGCACCAGACAAUUUAUUCUGAAGCAUGAACAAUUCAGAAGAUGAUUUGAGCCUUCCUCUCUCCACCUUUAAAAGAAGGGGAAGAAAAAGAGAGAAAAGAGAAGCUAAACUCGAUCCCAACCACUUGAUUGUGACUCUCCCUCUCCCUCUCCCUCUCCCUCUCUUUUUAGCUUUGGCCUUCUUCUCCUAAUUCCAAUUCCUUCUCCAGUGUUAGUUCAAUUCCUCUGCCUCCCUCCUAUCUCUUUCCUCCACAUUCUCGGGUUCCUCGUUCACUCGAAGCUCCUCCCACCGCCAAUUCCGCAGGCAGGAAGCCUUGCUGCAUUCCCCUCGGGUCUCACCAGAAAUGGGGAGGCACACAUGCUGCUACAAGCAAAAGCUGAGGAAAGGCCUGUGGUCUCCUGAGGAAGAUGAAAAGCUCAUCAAGCACAUAACAAAAUAUGGCCAUGGGUGUUGGAGCUCUGUCCCCAUACAAGCAGGACUUCAGAGGUGUGGGAAGAGCUGCAGGCUGAGGUGGAUAAACUACCUGAGGCCUGAUCUUAAGAGAGGGUCCUUCUCAAAGCAGGAGGAGAAUCUCAUAAUUGAACUCCAUGCAGUGCUAGGAAACAGGUGGUCGCAGAUCGCAGCACGCUUGCCGGGAAGGACCGACAACGAGAUCAAGAACUUCUGGAACUCCUGCAUCAAGAAGAUGCUCAAGCAGAGAGGGAUCGACCCCAACACCCACAAGCCGCUCGCGGAGGACAAAGUGGGGGAAGCCAAAGCCUCCAGGACCAGCGAAGGCACGUCCGGCUCCGUCGACCUCAAAGUUCCCGCCGCAGCAUUGGAGAGCUUGAAUGACGCAGCACGCGGACCGGCGUCGUCUUCAAUGCCGGUGUUCGAUACGUGUGCCGUCGAGAGGAAGGCAUCACCGAUGACCAAAUGCUUCUUCCUCGACCAAUUUAUUACCAGCCAAAGCAGCUCCGAUCCAGUGAGUGUCUUCCCCCUAGCACAGUUGAGCUUUGCCACUGACUGCAGCAGCAGUGAGACAGCCCUGGCCGACCUAUCGGCCUGUCCGAAUCCUCUCUGGCUCAGCCAUAACAGUAGGCUGCUCGAGAUGAAUCGGGACUUCCAUUGCAACACAAUAUCCACAUGCUUACCAUCAGUUCCAACCACAAUCCUUUCCACUUCAAUGGAUAAUUCGGCACAGAUCUGUGCUGGUAUCGAUGGCAUGCAGUACAGUGAUGCUGUUUACUCCGGAAAUAGUAGUCGGAGUAGUAUGAACAGUUCUGAUACAGUAGAGAUGCAGAACAGCAGCUCCUUCCACAAUGACAUCUUUCUUUGGCCGGAGUCAACGCCGGACAAGGAUGCCCAGGUCCAGCUUGAAAAGGAGCCCGAGGACCUCAAAUGGUCGCAGUAUCUCGACGGCGCCUUCCCGGUGUCAGCAGCCACCCAAAGCCAAAGCCUAAGCCAACCUCUGCAUUGCGACGUCAAGGCAGAAAGCCCAUCUGUGUUCAGUGAUCUAGUAUCCUGGCACCAAAUCCAGCAGCAGCUACAGUCUUCAGACAUCUACGGCAAGGAUUUCCAGAUGUUAUCCGUGGGAUUCGGACAAGUAUAGAUCGUGAAAGACUACACAGAGCAUGGAAAGUUACAACUCAAUUUGCAAGGUUUGGGUGACAGAAUUUUCCUGAUUUUUUUUACAGGUCUGUGUGCAUUGAUUUUUCUUGUGUGAAUAGAUAUGGUAAUAAGAGUGCAAAAUAAAGCUUGUGACAGUCUGAGUCUCUCUACUUC